UCUACGGUAAUAAAAUAAGCCCUAGAAUGUCAAUUUUGCGACUCCAAACAGGGACUGUCCGGCAGGUCUUCUGCGUUCUGCCGCCGCUCACCACGAACAGAUUUCGCCUUUGUCUAGUUUGGAACUCCACACAUCGAUUGGUUCUAAAUUAGAACUUGUAAUCGAAAUCAAAGCAGUUCAGUAGCAAUGAAUUCAGCUCCAGAGAGGAUAACUUUGCCCUUGCUGCAGUCGAAGAUGAAGUGUGAUCCCGAAGGGUACGAGUGUGAGUUGGUUCUUCUCUACAACCAAUUCAAAUCAUCCAUGGAACUCUUUAAACAGCAAGCCUCUCUUCACUUCACCUCUGUCGGUGGCAUUGGUAGCGACCCCUCCGUAGCUAAGGACCUUAGUGACAGGGCGAUGUUUUUGGCUCAUGUUACUCAUCUUUAUCCGAAACAUCUUGUGGAAUUUCCCAAACAGUUGGCGGAUUUGCUCAACUCGUCUUCCAAGUCGCUGCCUUCGGGUUUACGUUGCCACAUAGCACAGGCUCUUAUACUUCUUGUUAAUCGAAAGAUGGUUGAUAUUCAGGACAAUCUUGCUUUGUUUAUGGAGUUACAGACCUUAGGUGACCGAACAUUAAGAAAAUUGGCAUUUUCUCAUGUUAUUCACAGCAUUAAAAAAAUGAAUCAAAAGCAUAAAAAUGAAGCAAAGAAUCGAGCUCUCCAGAAAAUUUUGUUCGCAAUGCUGCAAGAGGAGGAUGAAGCAAAGGCCAAGAGAUCGCUUAUAACUCUGUGUGAACUUCAUCGAAGAAGGGUGUGGUUUGAUGAAAGAACAGCAAAUGCUAUCUGUACUGCUUGCUUUCAUUCAUCACCAAGGAUUAUGAUUGCUGCCGUAUCCUUUCUUCUUGAUUAUGAGAAGAUUGAAGAUGGUGAAGAUGAUAGUGAUGAGGAAAGUGAUGAAGAUGAUGCGGCUUCUCAAACUCCUCAAGUCGUUCUCAGCAAGGAAUUGGUUUAUAAGGCACACAACAAAGGUACAUCAGCUAGCAAGAAGAAAAAAAAGGCAAAACUGGAACGAGUCAGGCGUAGUAUUAAGAGGCAGCAACGCUUGUCAUCAGAGAGAGGCAAUUCAAGUUAUUCUCCACUUAACCAUUUGAUAGAUUCACAGGGGUUUGCAGAAAAGUUGUUCGCUCGACUUCGUGCUUGCAAUGAGCGAUUUGAGGUUAAGAUGAUGCUGCUGAAAGUUAUUGCUAGAACAGUUGGGCUUCACCGCUUGAUUUUGUUAAACUUCUACCCUUUCCUUCAGAAGUAUGUUCAGCCUCAUCAACGUGAUAUCACAGAUUUACUUGCAUCAGCAGUCCAGGCCUGUCAUGAUAUGGUUCCUCCCGAAGCAGUUGAACCUUUGUUCAAACAGAUUGUAAAUCAAUUUGUACAUGAUCGUUCACGAACAGAGGCUAUUGCGGUUGGGCUCAAUGUAGUAAGGGAGAUAUGUAUACGAAUGCCUUUGUUAAUGACCGAAGAUUUGUUACAAGAUCUUGCGUUGUACAAGAAAUCACAUGAGAAGGCAGUUUCAAUAGCUGCACGAUCACUUAUUGGAUUAUAUAGAGAGUAUUGUCCAUCUUUGCUGACUAAGAAGGAUCGUGGGCGCCCUACUGAUCCAAAGGCUAGACCUAAAGCUUAUGGGGAGGUAGCUGUAGCAUCCAAUAUUCCUGGUAUCGAGUUAUUACAACACGCUGAUGGUGACAAUAGUGAUGAUGACGGUGAUGACAACAGUGAGACUAUUGCAAGUGGAUCUGCUGAUGACCUCGAUCAAGUGGUUGAUUCCAUUGCAAGUGGAUCUGAUGAUGACCUCGAUCAAGUGUUUGAUUCCAGUGAUGAUGGUGAUAGUCAAAUGUCCAGUGACAGUGGGACCAGUGCCAAGGAUGAAUUGAUAGAUGUAGAUUCAGCACCUGAAGUUGAUUCCGAUGAAGGUACAGAUGAUGAAAAUGCUGACGAUUCUAGUGGGAUGGAAUCGGAGGAAGAUGAGGAGGUUGAGGAUAGUGGCAUGGAAGAAGACACAGAGUAUAAAGAAGAGGCUUACAUGGACGCUAGAACUAAUUGUGGAGAUUCUAAGCUGAAGAAAAGGAAACAUUCUGAUUUUGACCAACAACUUGUUACUGCCAAUUCAAGUCUUCGAGCAUUGAAGAGACUAGCAAGUACAGCUGUGGAAAAAUCAUCAGAACCAACCGAUGGCAUUCUUUCCAAUGAAGAUUUUCGAAGGAUCAAGGAAUUGCAGGCAAAGAAAGAUGCAAAAAAUGCUUUGACUCAACAUGGUUUGUUGAGAAAUGGUUCAGACACAAAGCGGACAUCUAAGAUUCCAAAUACAGAUGAAUUGAGUACAAAGCGAGUGGAUCCUGCCAAACUCGAGGUUCAUAUCCGGAGAAGGGUAACCAAGGAAGAAAAAUUAGCAUUAGUUAAGGCUGGGAGAGCGGAAAGAGGAAAGUACCAAGCACGUGCUGCUAUCAAACAAAAGAAGACGGGAGGCUUAAGCAAUCGGCAGAAAGAACACAAGAAGGCAAUGCCGUUAGCUGCAAAACGAUCUAAAGUUGCGAAAUCUCGAGUUGACAAGAAGAAGAAGAAUCAACGCUCAGGCAAACAGUUUAGAGGGAAGAAAGCCUGGAAGCAGUGAAGAACUGAAGACAACCAAUUUUGAUAAAUUAUGUGCUCUCGUCUUAUUUUAUUUUAAGAAUGUAAUGGCAAAUUUUGUUCAAUUAUUGCCUUGAUCCAACUGCUCUUAUUAUUAUCAUCCAUCAUUCAUUUGCUGCCCGCUCCAUCCCAAUAAUAAUUUAUCCAUGCAUUCUGUGAUUGUGAAAUUUAUACACAUUCUAUUUGUUUGGAUGAGAGGAUUUUGGUUUCUCUCGUCCAAGGAAAAAUCGAAAAAUGAACUGAUAUUUUGUCGAUGGUCA
This is a messenger RNA of Benincasa hispida (wax gourd), 2917 nucleotides long. Its product is annotated as ARM repeat superfamily protein. NCBI's taxonomy places the organism in Eukaryota, Viridiplantae, Streptophyta, Magnoliopsida, Cucurbitales, Cucurbitaceae. The record is from RefSeq and is a predicted model, not a curated record. Gene Ontology annotation, cellular component: nucleolus. Gene Ontology annotation, biological process: ribosomal large subunit biogenesis; ribosomal large subunit export from nucleus.